AUGCCCCUCGAGUCCCGCAGCUGGAUCCUCCUCGCCGUCUCCUGGCCCCUCUGCGCGCUCAGCACCCUCCUGGUCACCCUCCGCAUCCUCGUCCGCACACACCUCCUCCGCUCCUUCGGCUGGGACGACACCGCGAUCCUCCUCGCGCUCCUCUGCGCGAUAAUCAACACAAUCCUCGUAACAAUAAGUGCGCACUGCGCACCACGGGACGGGCCGGCACGCCGCAGACCUCACUCCAUACCAGGUCAUGGAAUCCACGAAAUGCAACUGGCUCUCGCAGCGGUUCCACGUCAUGUCGACGAACUGGGGCAAGGUCUCUGUGGGACUGUUUCUGCUGAGGAUUAUCCAAAAGUGUGCGCCGACGCCUGUGGGCUUUGGGAUCAAGCGGUGCAUGGCGAGUGUUGGGAUCCGCAGGUUCAGAGGGAUUAUGCGUUUUUUCAGGGGUCUGCAUCCGCCUUCUCGGACCUUGUCCUCGCCGUAUACCCGCUCUUCACAAUCUACCACCUGCAGAUGCCACCGAGGCUGAAAAUCGCCCUUGGGAUCCUGCCUUCGCUAGGAAUCAUCGCCAUGACCGCCGCAAUAAUAAAAACCAUCAACCUCUCCUGCCUGACAAGCCGCUCCGACUACCCGUGGGACACCGUCAACCUCGUCAUCUGGAUCGCCAUCGAGCAGUACCUGAUCAUCGUGGCGGCGUUCAUCCCGCCACUGGCGCCACUGGUAAAUAUCGCCCAGCGCUGCAGCAAGGAGGAUAGCAGUUCGAAAGCGAAUCUCGCCGGUACUAGGCCCGGAAGUUCCACGACGCCGAAGCAUUUCUUCUUCUCGCCGUAUACCAGUGCGCAGGCGGACGAGGCCAUGUAUCCGCUUUCGUGGGCGCGGUCGGAGACGGCGAGUCGGGGGAUGGGGAGUGGGAGGUUGAGCGGUGCGAGUGGUAGUGACAAUGUGAGUCGUGGAAAUGGGGGAGGCAGUGGCACUGGGUCUAGGACUGGGACUGCCAGCGAGGAUCCGGUCGCGGUGGCGCGCGACGGGCGGGGGAUUCUAAUGACGACGGAGAUUUGCGUCCAGUCGGAAUAUGGGGGGCCAGUGGGCGGGGAGGGCCAGGCUAGGCGGGCUUGA
Aspergillus calidoustus is the source of this 1113-nucleotide messenger RNA. Lineage: Eukaryota; Fungi; Ascomycota; Eurotiomycetes; Eurotiales; Aspergillaceae. The record is from the annotation of a GenBank genome assembly.